ACGAAAGAGAAGGAGAUACACAAGCAUUCACAGAGAAGGGAGACCAGGAAGUAUCUGCGAUUUCUAGGGUUUGUGCUAUAGUUCUCUGCACUUGUGGUUCUUCGAAACCCCAAUUUCUGCAAUUCCUUAUCCUAAACACGUGUUGUGUAUAAUGACAGGUAUGGUUUGCUAGGAAAAUUAGUGAAAUAUGGUGGCGUUUGUGUUGAUUUUGCUUCGAAUUUUAGUGAAUCACAGUGUGAGAUAUUGAAAUAUCUGGCCAAAGAGAGUAAGGUCUAGGAGUAGAUAGAAAGCUCACCUGCAUUCCCUAUGGCAUCUCCUCCAUUUGAAGUGGAGGAUCAAACAGACGAGGAUUUCUUUGACAAACUUGUCAAUGAUGAUGAUGAUGGAAUAACCAGUUCGUCUUUUAAGAAAACUAUUUUAGUUGGUUCUAGUCAGGAUAUGACAGAAGUUCUUGAUGCUAAUGAUACCGAAAGUGAGCUACCCGACAAAGCAUUCUCAAAGUUAAGUCUUGAGGAUAUGGGAACUAGUGGAGAAACCCACGAAGACUUAAGAGACUGUGUUGAUAAAGCACCAGAUGACCCUGUAAAGGAUGUAUUGGUUGCUGAGGAAAGCGUCUCUUUGAGAUCCUUUGAUUCAUUUGUCUUCAACACAGUUGUGGAAAGAAGCGAUUCAGUCACACCCUUAUUGGGGUUUGACAUUAAUGGUAGCGCUAUUCCUAAGGUCGCACCCCAUUUAGGCUUUGAAGUUAAUGGUGGCCUUGAUCCCAAUGCCACACCAUAUUCAAGGCGUGAGACCAUUGGUGGGGUUGAUCAUAAUAAGUCAGAAUCUAGAAGAGGGAGUGAUGUUACCCAGACAUGUGUGAAGGAGGUACAGUGGAGUAGUUUUUAUGCUGUGUCUACUCAGACUGAUGCUGGUGGGUUUGGUUCCUACUCUGACUUCUACAGUGAAUUGGAAGGUGAUUUAGCUGAUCCUAAUGGAGGUUCAGGAAAUAGCAAUAUACCAGCAUACUUUGAACCCAAAAAUGACCCUACCCUUAAUAGGAAUCAGGCCCCUGUUACUACGUUUAGUUCCACUACAUAUCAAGAUGAUCCUGCGUCAAUGAGCAAGGCCCAAUCUUCUUUCUAUAGAAACAAUCCGGUUACUUUUGUCUCCUCAACUGAAUUGCGACAAGAAGGAACUAAAACAGAGGAAGAUGGAUGGAAUUCCUCUGGCAAUAGCAACGAUCAAUCCUAUGGUGUAAAUACUAGUAAUACAACUGAUGGGUGGCAAGAUGUGUACAGUAUUCAACACUACGAAAGUCUUUACCCUGGUUGGAAGUAUGACUGGACAAACAAGAUGUGGUAUCAGGUGGACAGCCACUAUGAGUCGGCGUCAAGUUCUUUUGCAGCCAAAACACUUAACCAAGAAGGCUGUAUCGGGCAGGUGUAUCCAAGCACCGGUGAUGGUGCUAGCAUAUCUAACCAGGGAUCUAUGAAUAGUUCAGUGACAUCUUUCUCGAAUCAAUCAUCUGAAUCAGUUGUGGGAACCAACAAUCCUUCACAAGGUGGUUCGGGUUACCCGAGUCAUAUGUAUUUUGACCCCCAAUGUCCUGGCUGGUACUUUGAUAUGCUUGCCAAUGAAUGGCGCAGUUUGGAUUCGUAUGUUCAGACAACUCAAUCUGAUACGACACAAGGAGACCCAAAAUCUGGAAACCAGCAAGCCCAGGAUGCAAAGGGUUCAUUGAUUAAUCCCAUUGCCACCGAAGCUCCUGUUAUUGCAGCCAAAACACUUAACCAAGAAAGCUGUAUCAGGCAGGGGUAUCCAAGCGCUGGUGAUGGUGCUAGCAUAUCUAACCAGGGAUCUAUGAAUAGUUCAGGGAUGCCUUUGUUGAAUCAGUCAUCUGAAUCAGUUGUGGGAACCAACAAUCCUUCUCAAGGUGAUUCAGGUUACCCGAAUCAUAUGUAUUUUGACCCCCAAUGUCCCGGCUGGUACUUUGACAUGCUUACCAACGAAUGGCGCAGUUUGGAUUCGUAUGUUCAGACAACUCAAUCUGAUACAACACAAAUAGACCCAAAAUCUGGAAACCAGCAAGCCCAGGAUGCAAAUGUUUCAUUGAUUAAUGCCAUUGCCACUGAAGCUCCUGUUAUUAGUGAACAUGGUCAAACUGAUGGAUGGACUGGAUAUUUGAGUAGUCAUUCUCAUGCUAAAGACCAGGUCCAUACCAGUUUUCCACAGCAGAAUGUGUCGUAUCCUGGCCAGACUUCUACAGGCCAAUGUGGGGAUUCCCAAUACCUUGGUCAAAGUAAUUUGUAUAAUUCAGCAUGGCAUGAUAGAAGUCAUGGAGAACAACAAAUGGGUUUUGGGAACACAGCAACGGUGCCUUCUUAUGUUCCCGCAAAUUACAGUCACACCAAUGCAAAGUCACAAAACUUUGUCACUGCAGAAACUGCUUAUCAGUUUGAGAAUAUGAUGGCAGAUCAGCAGUUGCAAACACAAGUCAGCAGUGAUUUCUAUGGAAAUCAGAAAGCAGUGGAUUAUUCUCCUCCAUCGAUUCCUAAUGUGAGUUCAAAUUAUACACAAUUCUCAUAUGGUAUGGCAGGAGGAAGAACAACCACAGGACGCCCUCAUCAUGCUUUGGUUACUUUUGCUUUUGGAGGAAAGCUUGUGGUUAUGAAGCCAAAUAAUUCUUUCAGUUCUAGUGCUGCCAUUGGAAGUCAGGACCCAGCGGGAGGCUCCAUUUCAAUUAUUAAUUUGAUGGACAUUGUGGUGGACAAGAAUGACAUCAUGAAGGAUGGGAGUGGUGCAAGCAGUUACUUCCAUGCCUUGUGCCAACAAUCUUUCCCCGGCCCACUUGUCGGUGGCAGUGCUUCUAGUAGGGAUGUGUAUAAAUUGAUAGAUGAGAGGAUUGCAAAUUGUGCAGUUUCCUCGGCUGAUUUUAGGGAGGGAGGGCAUUUGAGGCUGCUUUUAUCCUUGUUGAAAAUUUGUUGUCAACAUUAUGGAAAGCUGCGGUCUCCUUUUGCUGCUGACUCAGCAACUCAGGAAGUUGAUGGACCUGAGUCAGCUGUGACAAAACUUUUUGCCUCUACUAGAAACACUGGCCUCCAUAUGAGUGAGUAUGGUGCCUGCACACAGUGUUUGCAAAGCUUGCCUUCAGAGGCACAAAGUCGGGCCACUGCUAUUGAGAUGCAAAAUCUUCUCAUUGCUGGUAGAAAAAAGGAAGCUCUUCAAUGUGGACAAGAAGGUCAGUUAUGGGGCCCUGCUCUUGUUCUUGCUCAACAGCUUGGUGAAGAGUUCUAUGCCGAUACUGUGAAACAAAUGGCGCUUCGUCAGUUUGUACCAGGAUCACCCUUGUGGAUGUUAACUUUGUUUAUAUUUUGAGCCAUCUUAUUGACAGUGACAACUCAUGUUCAAUGGUUAUAGGCCUCAUUGAAUGGAAUGUUGGAUGAUUGGAAAGAGAAUGUGGCCAUCAUAGCUGGAAAUAGAAUACAGGGUGAUCAGUCUGUCCUUGUACACCUUGGGGACUGCCUGUGGAGAGAGAGGGAUGAGGUUAUUGCUGCGCAAGCCUGUUAUUUGGUAGCUGAAUUAAACAUAGAGCCUUUCUCUGACACUGCAAGACUAUGCCUUAUUGGUGCAGACCACUUGAAAUGUCCUCGAACAUAUGCUUCUCCUGAGGCUAUUCAGAGAACAGAGGUGUAUGAAUACACGAAGGUGCAAGGCAAUGCCCAGUAUAUUUUACUGCCAUUUCAACCUUAUAAGGUCAUCUAUGCACACAUGCUGGCUGAAGUUGGCAAGGUUUCAGACUCUUUGAGGUACUGUCAAGCUUUAUCCAAGUCAAUGAAAAAUGCUGUUCGUGCUCCUGAAGCUGAAUUGUGGAAGUCUAUGAUAUCAUCCUUGGAGGAACGUAUACGAACUCAUCAACAGGGAGGAUACAGCUCCAAUUUGGCCCCUGCCAAAUUAGUGGGUAAGUUAUUUACCACUAUUGAUAGAUCCAUUCACCGCAUGAUCGGUGCACCACCACCACCUUUACCACCACUGCCGGGUAAUGCACUUAGCAGUGAGCCCGAUAACCAUUUAGGGAUUUCAAACGUUGUUAACAAUUCUUCAAGAAUGAGCAGUGGAUCACUGAUGCCAUCGGCUUCAAUGGACCCCAUCAGUGAAUGGACAGGGGACAACAAUAAAUUUACAGUGCAAAGCAGAAGCAUUUCAGAGCCAGAUUUUGGUAGCAGCUUGAUACAGAAAGAUGCUGCCUCUCAAAAACAUUCUGAGUCCAAAGCAUUGGCCUCUGGUGGAGGAAAUCGUUUUGGCCGGUUUGGAUCAAGCAUUCUUCAGAAGGCUGUGGGAUUGGUCUCAAGAAACCGUCAGGCCAAGCUGGGGGAGAAAAACAAGUUCUAUUAUGAUGAAAAGCUUAAGAGAUGGGUAGAAGAAGGUGCUGAGCCACCACCUGCAGAAGCUGUCUUGGCACCUCCACCAACCAUGGCAAGUUUUCAGAAUGGCACGCCUGAUUACAAUCCAAACAGCACAGUCGACAAGGAGGUAUCACCCUCCAAUGGCGUACAGGGUAUCAAAUCACCCAUUCCCUCAGGACACACUUCUGGAAUGCCUCCAAUUCCUCCUAGCACAAAUCAAUUCUCUUCUCGUGGGCGUAUGGGCGUUCGAUCCAGGUAUGUCGAUACGUUCAACAAAGGUGGGGGUACUUCGCAAUCCCCUUCUUUCCAAUCACCUGCUGCCCAAAUUGCAAAAAAGCCAAGCACCCCCUCGAAAUUCUUUGUCCCAACCCAGGCCACCCCAAGUGAAAGUAUCAUUCAGAACGAUGCAGGAACUACAAGUGAAAACAUGAUCGGUACGAAUGGAGAAGACCCUUCUAUAUCAGGCAUGCAUACAUCACUACCACCAAUACCUUCAUCAUCAUCCAUGCCAAGAUUCGCUAGCUUGGAUAAUGUAACCUCCAUUUCGAGUAAAGGAACAAUGGGGUUGGGAAAAGAGAUGGAGUCCCUUAACUCCCUGUCCCGAGCUGCCUCAUGGAGUGGAGGCUUCCCCCAGAUGAUCGGACACAAGCCACUAAAUUUGGCGGGAGGCCCCAGUUUAUCAUCUUCUCACUCCAAUUCUUCUUUGAUGAAUGCUGUAGACACUGCCUACUUUCCUAAUAGUAGUGGAAGUUUCAGUGACUUACAAGAAGUGGAGCUGUGAUAUAUGAAGAGACUGCUAGGAUCUUUUGGGGUAACGAUGCUCAAUCUUGUUCAUCCAUUUCUGACAUGGUGGCUUGUUGGCCAUUGAUACCAUCCCUCAUUGGGUUUAACGGUGGUAGCUCGGGGGAAUCCUGAUGUUUGGUUAAUGCUUUUUCGAUCUUUGAAUGAGUCAACCUGUAAAACUUGUUUUGAGUUACAGAACAGCAUCUAUGGUAAGGUUGGUUGGGAAGUGUGUUAUUUUCUUCUCAAAAUGGCCCGAGAAAUUGUGUGGCUGCGCCCUUGUAUAGUUCAUUCGUUGAUUUAUUGGAAACUGAAGGGGUAUAGACACAGGUAUAAUGUUUUUGUUGGGGAGGGCUUAAUAGUGGAGCCACUGCCUCACCUGGUGAAAGAAUAACAAGGAAAUACUGUGGUAUAAACUUUUUUGAUCUAUACAUUUAGGGAGACUCACAGGAAAUCCUGCAACUCCUUAUGCUGGUU
Amborella trichopoda is the source of this 5642-nucleotide messenger RNA. NCBI's taxonomy places the organism in Eukaryota, Viridiplantae, Streptophyta, Magnoliopsida, Amborellales, Amborellaceae. The record is from RefSeq and is a predicted model, not a curated record.